Molecule: messenger RNA, 531 nt
Organism: Zychaea mexicana
Lineage: Eukaryota; Fungi; Mucoromycota; Mucoromycetes; Mucorales; Lichtheimiaceae
Exons: 3
Coding region: 1-489 (162 amino acids)
Source: RefSeq, a predicted model, not a curated record
AUGACUCAUUCUUCCAUCAACGUAGCAGCGGCACUACUGUGCAAUGGGUGUCGAUGUCUUAGCUUCUCUGCUCUUACGCAGAUACUAACAGGAGCAACCACGGGAAGGUGCAUCGACAUCUGCUCCCGUAACCCUCUCACCACAAAGCUAGGGUCUUGUCUUGGUCGCUUUGUGGAUCACGGAAGGUCGAUUGGUAUUGAGAUGCCCAGUCCGGUCUCACCAAUCGCGAUCACUUACCUACCUAUUUAUACAUCGAUUGCCGAGAGUCGAUUGCCGAGAGUCGAACGCGAUCCCCAGUGUCACCCUUGGCUCUUCCCUUGGUCCUGGUGUUGCUCCGUUGCGCCUGUCCAACCCUUAUUUCCGGUAAUCCUGGCUGCCUCCAACUGGUCCCUGCUUGGUUUGUCCAGUCUCGCGUUCAACGGUGUUGGUCACAACCGGUCUCCUAGUGGACCAGAGGACGGAGGAAUCCUUUUCGGUUUCUCGCCAUAGAAAUAUGGUAGUGUCCUUUUGGUUGGAUGCCUUGUCUCCCGG